This is a messenger RNA of Adineta ricciae, 1164 nucleotides long. NCBI's taxonomy places the organism in Eukaryota, Metazoa, Rotifera, Eurotatoria, Adinetida, Adinetidae. The record is from the annotation of a GenBank genome assembly.
AUGGCGUAUCAACCGUCUGAUGAUAUUCUACAAUGUACUUAUGACCAUAGUACAUUUCAAAACCUUGAGGAAAAAUUCGCUGGCUUGGAUGAGCCUCAAAACAGAAACGAUGGCCUACUUCAAGAUGACGAUCCUUGCCUGCCAAGAUUUUUAAACACACAAUUCUCGAUCAACGAGAAUGAAGAGAUUGACAAUGAAAGUAACGAUCUAGUAGCGGCAACAGACACGCCUACAGACUAUAACAGUGAUCAGUUGUUGCUCGGUGACGACAUGAGCACGGUCGAACCCUAUCAAAGUAUAUCGCAUGAAGUUACUAUCACAACGACUCCGUGCGAAUUGGCACCAAACGACCCAUCACAAACAGAUUAUACAAUGUCAGAGCUGAACUCGAAUAAAAAUGGUUUGACACUUGACGAAAUGACCAAAUCGGUACAGACAGCAAUCGAUAAGCUGCAGUUGCAAGACAUCGAUAGAUCGAUUGGAGAACGCACCAUGCUAGUCUUAGUUGAGCCGUUAACCAAUCCUCGCAUUCGUUACAAAAGCGAUGGGCCAAGACAAAUUGAGAAGUGUCGCACCAAGCCUAUAGUCAUCCAGUUACCUGACCUAAAAAAAGUAAAACUGACAUCUGGUCAGCAGUUUUAUCUUCGGCUUAUACUUCUAACGGACAACGAUGAUCCGUCGGCUUCUGUAUUUCUUCAUCCUAACAAAUUGGAAUAUCAUUCCAGCAACACAACAACAUUAAAUGACGGAACUGUUUGCGUCCCCAUAUCCGUUGAUGAAAUCAACAAUGGGGUGAAAAGUUUACCUCGAUUAUCCUUUAUUAAAACAAAGUUAACAGACUACAGACGUAGCUUGGCUACGUUCGAUCUAUGGAAUACAGGGAGCAAUGACGAUGAAGAACAAACACUGACUGUGGCCGAAGCAAAGACUUUCUUCGAGCAACAUAAUUUGAAAGCUAGUCGAAUCAAUUGUCAAUUGUUAAUUGAACAAAAUAACACGUUUCACUUUACCGAUAUAACUUGCAAAACUAAGAAGAUGGAGGAAAAAAAAGCGCCAGUUGCGAAGAAAAAACGUCCGAUUGAGACCGACAAAAUCGAUGAUGACGAAGUUGCUGAUUCUCGUCCAUCGACAUCAAAAUCGACCAAGCGACGAAAACAUUCAUAA